GAAAAUAAACGAAGAAGAUGGCAAGACUCACUUGGGAGAGAUGUUUCCUCGUCUUUUGCUGCAGUUUUUCGUUAUUUUGCAGUAACAUCUUUGCAUUCUUGGAUCUAGAAGAACUGAAAUCUGUUCAUUAUGAUAUAGAUAUUUUGGCAACUCCCGUACUUCGUGGCAGGCCUGUCCAGCAGGAGGUCAUGCACCUCUGGUCCAAGUUUGGCCAGCAGUACGAGUGCCAGCUGCCAGACAUGACAGACUACGAGAAGGACCAGGAAGAGGAAAAGUUGGCCACUGACAUGGGCAUCUCCGAGCUGCUGAAACCCAUGGAGAAUGCACCUUGUCUGGUCAAGACCAAGGACUGGUGGAGUUACGAGUACUGUCACGGCAGAUUUGUGAAGCAGUACCACCUAGAAGACGGUAAGAUCAUGGGAGAUGUUGCAUAUCUGGGCCACUACGAGAGUGAGAUGGAUUGGAACAACAAGACACACAAGGAUGCCAAGAGACACAGGUUGAAUCGUUAUCACAGCCACACUUAUGUCAAUGGCACCAAGUGUGACAUAACGAAAAAACCUCGAGAGACGGAAGUCCGGUUCGUAUGUGCGGAAGGGCAGGGCGAUUCCAUCUUCCGCGUGGACGAGCCCUCAUCCUGCGUCUACAUCCUCACUGUCCACACCUCCCGCACGUGCCACCAUCCUUACCUCCGGCCGCCGCCAAGCUUGAAAGCCAGGCCCGUGCUCUGCUACCCGGCUCUGGAACAAGACCAGUAUGAGAAAUAUAUGGAAUUGAAGCAAGCCUUCUUGCUCUGGCAGCAUGGCUACAGCAGUGGGCACUGCACACAAAUCCCGUCUCCCGGAGCGAAGGGGUUAAGAUUGAAUGAGAUUUGUACGCAGUCGUAUUGCAUUUUGUGUGCAGAAUCCUCACUUUUUGACGAUUUGGACCAGUCAGAUGUGAACAUGGAUGGAUUGGAAGAGGCCUUGGCCAUGGGUGUAGACCCCACACAGCUCAGCACCCUGGUAAAAUCAAUACUCCAAUCAGUACAGGACAAUGUCAAGAGCAUUGAUGAGGAGGUUGCAGACAAAUCUGAAACCAGUGGAGAUUCUCUGAAGAUGAAAGGACCACCCGAGGAAGUUGACGAUGAAGAAGACGAAGAUGAUGAUGAUGAGGAGGGGGAUGACCUGCUUGAGAAGCUAGCCCUCACUGACCUGGAUACCGACAGAUUCCUCGAGGACCCUGAACUGGAGCGCCUGAUGGAGGACGACAUCGGCGAGUUGGUGGCAAAGUACAGAGGUCAGAUUCCCAAGUUGACCUCCGACCCAGCCGAGGUGGCCAGGAUGAACGAGAUGAUCGACAACAUUGAGGCCACGCUUCAAGAGAUCAAUGCCGUCAACAGUCUCAUUGAAGAGACGAGAGGAGAAGAUGAUGAUGAUGACGAUGACGAUGAUGAUGACGACGAAAUUGAUGAGGAUGAUGGGGCAAGAAUGCUGGCCAAGACUCUGAAGAACCUCAUCAGUGGUAUCAGGGAGAAGGGCGAAGCACACAAGACGGGAGACUUAAAGAAACCGUCCACCUCGCCAAUUGCAGGUGAUGCUGCCGCUGCUGCAGGCAAAGACAGGGUCAAACUAAAGGUGACCAAGGUGUCCCUGGACCGGUCCCGGCGGGCUCAGCACGAUUCCCCCAAGGAGACGGCAGUUUACGACAGCGAGCACCGGCCCAUCGAGGAGGCCAUCAUGCAGCAGCUGGAAAAUGCUGGCCUAGACACAGACGCUGGUAAAAUAGAGUUUCGGAUCGUGACAUACUCACCCAGUGAGUGGCCGGGAGACGAGGAGGAGGACGGGGUAACGAUACUGACUGAAGAGGAAAGCAACUACUUCAAGAAUGUGGUCAUGGGCUUGCUGGGGGGCGGAGCUGAGGCAACCGAACAGCAGAGGCAGAGGAGACUGGAGAACAAUUACCAGCUGACGUGGGACUCGCUGGGCACAGUGGCACUUGGAACCAGCUCGACGCUGUCUACCGAGGCCACAAGCCCCGAUACGGAGAUGGAGGAGGAUGAACCAUGAUGGAGAGACUGACAGGAUGCAUCCAUCCAUCCAUAAAAAAAAAUCCCCGAAGUGGAGAGGGGUAUGAUGAGAAAUUCAGAUAUCAGGCGACACAUCUGAAUUGGCCAAAGUGCUUGAAAACUUUCAAUAAACAUUUUUGUUUCUGUCAGACACUGGGGAUCAUUCUGGUGAACAUUUUCAAGAUUUAAACUUUCACUUAUUUAAACUUUCACUUCAAACUUUCUCUUUUCUAGUGUUGUUGAAAGUGAUUAAUGGUGUGCUUUUAACUCCAAGUGCUUUGUUUGCUAUGCUAGCAACAUAGCAAAGAAUUAUUUCCGUGCAAGAGUUUUUCUCUAAUUUGUAGUUAAAUCUGGAGACCAUUCAGCAGUAACACUUGCAAUUUAUCAAAGUUUGUGACGACUAAUUCGAUUUUCUGUACUUCUAUAAUUUUCAAAUAUUGGGGGAAUCAUUUUGAGGGCGAAAUUUUGCAGCGCUGAGUUUAUUGCCGGAUGUCUGUGUAUGCCAAAACACCAGAACAGUAGUUCCUCCUCAUUGGUAGCACUUUUUUUUUCAGGUUGAUUGGAACAGGUUGUUUGGGAUUUCGUGUCAUUAGUGUUUUUGACAUGUAAAACAUUUGAAAUUCUCCUCUUUAAAUCUGAAGACUCAACUCAUUACUUUUGCUUCAUUUCAUUCAACGUCUUGCAUUAUCACAUGUAUUUCUGUUGUACACAAAUUGUAAAAAGAAAAGGCUAAAUUAUUCUACUGAAAAAAUAUACAUGUAUAUAUGCUGGAAAUUAUAUUCUAAAGGAACAAUUCGUUUCAACCACUUGCUUUUCUUUGAAAGUGACAGUAUUGCUUUUAUUUUAUGCAAACUUUAAUUUUAUAUUAAAUUGUCCCAAAUGAUAUAUGCAUUGAAAGGCCGACAUGGAAUGUUUCUUGGAAGAAAAAAAAAUGGUUAUAUUUCAAACUUUCAGAAAGGUAGACACAGGCAGGUGUGGAAUGUUGUUAACUUUGAAUUCUUCUGAUGUUGUUGUACAACUCCAUUACAUUUUGUGCAAGCAGUGAUAGCUGAACCAUCAAAGAAUCAACAUUUUGGAAAAAUGCCUUGAAAAAGAACCCGGUUGGCAUGUUUCUUAAACUGACGAGAUUUGAUGGGCAUGAUUUGCAGCGUUUUGUAACCCAUCCCAGCCUCUCCAGCACGUUAAAAAUGUAUGCAGUUUUGUGGCAGCAGUAAAUAGAUUUACUGGAGACUGCCGUCAAACAAAUUGGGACCCAAAAGCAAAAGCAGAGUUCAGUGUUUCAGUGCAUUUUAUAAUUAAAGGACCAGUAAUGGCCUUAAUAUUAGUAGAAGAUUACAAGGAAGAGAUGUGUGGGAAGUGGAAUGUGACAGAGUGACUCGGUUCAUGUAUUUCAAACAUAAGGGUGCACUGUGAAUGUGAAUGGUAAUUCCUAGCCCCCGAAGGUGGGGGGAAAAGUUAAAGUGAAAUUGGUGGAUUGAAAUCUGUUACCGGUAACAUAAAACCUGGUUACUUUGACAUAGGUAUUGGGCUACUAGUAAAUAGGUGUGUUCCUGUAAUUGGCACUGGGUUAGACCCUAUAAAUAACUUUGUACUUGCCUUAUUCUGGACAGAACACGAAGGUUUGAUAGUGUGUUGAGAACAUCUUCAGUCACACUUCCAAAGUCCUCUUAUCAAAUGUCCUUUUCUCACUGCCCAAAGAGCUGCAACCUUCUUGUAACCUGGUCAGGUAAACUAGCUCGCCAGAAUAUUCCUUCUUCGGUGUUAACCAUUUGCUGCUUGCUGGGUCAAUUGUGACACUACAUAUUUUUGUCCUAGACAGUUGACGCCAGUGUAACAAAAUCCCAUUGACCACUGUCUAGGGGAUUUUCACAGUGCUGUGAACAUAAAUGGACCAGUUCCCUCACUUUGAGCCAUAUAAAACAUUUCAUUGGCUGGUCACCGAGGAAAUUGGUUGUAAUGGAUUGGAUGGGGCUCUUCUCAUCGGUCACUGGUAACCGAGAUCAACCAGAGUUUUCAACUAUUGUAGCACAGCACCAGCACCACUGUUCCCUUUUAGUGCCAUUUUCCAUUGAGGAGUCCAUAUUUUAUGAAAACUGUGCUCAAAAUUCUGAAUCACUAAAAAGGAACUCUGGGCAGAAUCUUGACAUAGGUACAACAUUUCCUGAACAUAUAAAAAAUUUGACAGAUGUAGAGAAGUGAAAAUGAAUUUUAGCAAUACACUUUUCUUUUAACAUGUGUAAAUUAAAAAUUAUCCACGGGAUGUUACUUGUUUGUCAAAAGAUAAAUCUUAUAGUACUGCAAUUUUGUUUUUGAGUCUGGAAACUGGUUGAUGCCUAAUAUUGCUCAAUAAAUGCCACAAAAGAAUAGA
Acanthaster planci (crown-of-thorns starfish) is the source of this 4415-nucleotide messenger RNA. It is a transcript of the gene os9, whose product is annotated as OS9 endoplasmic reticulum lectin. NCBI's taxonomy places the organism in Eukaryota, Metazoa, Echinodermata, Asteroidea, Valvatida, Acanthasteridae. Gene Ontology annotation, cellular component: endoplasmic reticulum lumen. The record is from RefSeq and is a predicted model, not a curated record. Gene Ontology annotation, biological process: ERAD pathway; endoplasmic reticulum unfolded protein response; retrograde protein transport, ER to cytosol.